AUGAAAGUCAACUUUGUGUCACGAAAGUCUUGUUUUUCAAAACUUUAACUUGGAGAUGAAAAAUAACGCCAAAUAUGAGGGAAUUUGAACUUCAAAGCUUGAAAUCACUUAGAUCUGUCCCUCUCGUUUGUAUAAAAAUCAUUAGCUCGUCAGGAAAAGCAAGUAAUCUAACAGUAAGUUUACGUGAUACAGUGAAGGCCGUGAAAGAUAAAGCACUAGGGGGAGAAUUUUCGAAGGAAUCUCCGUGCUAUAAACUCAUCCUCGCCAGAUCGAGUAGUGAACUGAUUGACCAGAAAACUCUAGAGGAAGAAAAUGUACAAGAUAAUGGUAAGUGCCGAAUUUCAUAUCAAGAUGUCUAAGUGGAUAUUAUUGUAUCUUUAGAGCAAACCCUAUAAUUCAAUUUACUGUUGUUGUUUGUCUCGCUUCCAGACGAAUUAGUACUCAUCAGAAAACGACCUCAUACUAGUGCUGAUAUCGCCGAAAAAGUAAGUGUUUUCUCGAACAUUUUGUAUAUUCAGUGUAGACUAAAUGAUCACGAUUCUAACUCCUUCAUGUUUUGAAGGACGUUAUCUGGAAAAUUUCUCUUGGUCCUAAAGCUAAUGGUAUUGAAUUCGUAUUCAGUCCAAAUCAAAGCAAUCUAAAUUUAGAAGUAGUUUCUAUUUUUCUCUGUAAUGCUUACAAUAUGUGGAUUAAAUUAGGAGGUUAUACUGUCGGAGAUAUUAUUAAAAGGCAGACUGACUAAUAUACAUACAGAUUUCAAAGCACUUCAAUAUAAGUCAUAAAAGUUGUAUCGCAUGCACACAUUUGCCACUUUGGCCCCUAGAAUUUUUUUGAGUCUCGAACUUAUAGUUCUUUGUCUCUUUAAUCAAGUCAUCUUUUCUGUAGACUGUCUUUGAGCUCCUACUCUAGAAGCUACAUUAAAACAACUCACUGUUGUUUUAAUGUGAGGGUAAAGUUUCCUUAUGUUUCUUUGCUGAUUUGUCAUUCAAAAAACUACAUAGGAAUGUAAAACAAGUUCUUACCAAGUGCCUGACCUAAAGGGGGUCAAGAAGCUGACUGCCAAGCUUGUCGCUGGUAAGAUAAAGGAGCCAUCACCCAGCUUGUCACCUCUCACUUUAGAUGUAAGUAAGAUCUUCAUUAGAUUCAUUUAUCCAGUAACCACUAAAUAUAUUCAUUGAACAACUAUGUGAGUGAUAAGAAAAGGCAACCAGGAUAGGAAACAAUAGCAAAUUACAACUUGCAGACUAUCUGUUUAAUUUAAAGAGGAAAAAAAUUGUCUAAAGAAGGAUUUGAUAGGUGCAAACUUCACAAAUGGAUUAAUUAGCAGGCCACAGGAGGUAGAAGAAAGUGAAAAAAUGUAAAAGCUAUUGACAAAAGAACAAUGGAAAUGACUGGCUGAUUGAAUAAAGCCAAUAAAUGAUUAUAACAGUAUUAUUAAUUUAACACUAAUGUAAGAGUUAAAAGAAAAGUUAAGAUAACAAGGAUCUUGAAUUUAAAACAGCAUACUAAUUCAGCUCAGCUGGGUUUUCUAUGUGCCCUUGUGUAUCCAGUCUCCUUGAGAUGGGACUCCUGGAGAUAUAGGCAGCUGACAGUUUCACUGCUGAAUCCACUGUGCGCAGAAUCCAACAUGUUAUAACAAAACUGUUAUCUUUCUUUUGAUAAAACAAUGAGGUAUACAUGAUGUAUUGUCACUCCAAAGGGAAUAAUUUAAAAACAUGGCAGUUCUAUAAAAUAAUCAUGCUGUUGUGUCAUCACUGUUUGUUAGCAAAACAGAGGGUUGUAUCAAGGUGUCUGUAAGAAACCUGUUACAUUGUACAAUCAAAUUCAAACAGUAAGCCAAAAUGAAGAAAAGAAAAAAAAAAAGGAAAUAAUCAUUUGAACAAAUUUAUAUUUCACAACAACAAAAUUUGGACUGUAGAUCAUUUGCAGGAAAGAUCCCAACAUGAGGUUUCAAACUUGACUUUUUGCUAUUGCUUAUAUAAUUUGAUGUAUAAUUUUACCACUUUAUUAAAAUAAAUUUACUUAUUUUCACAAAGGAUGAUGUUGAGCUGGGCAAUGAUUUUUGGGUUCUGCAAAUUAAAAACCAGUUCCAGUUGUAUCAUUUGUAUUAAAAUUGAUAAUUGUAACAAUAACAAUAAAUUAUAACUUGAUGAUUUUUUGAAUUUAGUUCAACUCAGAACUCAGGAGAAUACUCAUCUCCUUGAUUGACUCCUCCAUACUUCUUCAAUCUGUGAAUGCUGCUGAUGAAACUGAUAGCUCAGGUAUGCAACAAAUGAAAUUAUCUCGAUAUUUUGGAAAAAGAUCAGAAUAAGAAUUUCAGUUUCUCACUAUACUUUCCUUAUCACAUACCUGUCUUUCAUCUGGAUUUUUCUUUGACUGUCUCAAAUGGAACAAUCCUUAAAGCAUUGAAUUAAGCUGAAAUUCCACUUGAAUCUUUGAUAAUAAUAAUUUAGUGAACUUCGUUUCUCUCUAUUGUGAGUCUGCUAAAUGUAUAAACUUUUUGCUAGUUGUGAUCUGUGAGUCAUUUUUUUCUAUCACACAGUACUGAAUUUGUUAUUUUAUGCACAAUCACCAGAGGAUCUAAUUGAUGUUGUUUGAGCACACCUGUAUGUUUUAUGUACAGAUUUUUAUAUUUUUACUGGACUAUAUUUCAGGUCAAGAAGAGGACAAUCAGCCUAAUGUUGAUCCAGUAAGAGAACAAACACUUGCCUUGUUUUUUUUUAUAUUUGAUAUGGGGAAUAUUUGCUAUAAUAGAAAGUGUUCAUCAUGGUUUUAAAAUAGAUGAACAUUUAAUUGUUUGUUUCACAAUGUAAGAGUCAGGUUAGUCAACUAUGUAUUGAUUGCAACUUUUUGACAUGUAAACUUUCGAUCUUGUAGCUGUAUAAAGAUUAGCAGUAUAUAUAGCAGUUGAAAUUUUGUGAUCAAGACUCAAUUGAUUAGCCUGACUCUUACAUUGUGAGACAAAUGAUUAAAUGUUCACUUGUGGAGUAUAUUUGUUGUGCUUCAAUUUUUUGUGUGGUUGCAAAUUUGUUACACACAUGCAUGUACUUGUCUCUAAUCUUUACCACUGUGUUACAACUUGAAACAAGGCAAAAUAAAAAUCAAAACAGUUUGAAUGAAAGUAAUGAAUUCACAUGAAAAAAAAUUCGAACUAGAGCAUCCUCAUAAAUUGAUGUAGAGUCAUAAAUUUGUUCAAUUGUUAUUAGUAAUUUUUCUCAAGUACAUAUUUAUUGUUGAUUUUGCAGACUGCACUCAAACAAUUAGUAGAUAUGGGAUUCAAAGACUCAAGAGCUAAAAAGGCUCUGAUAUUGAACAGGUAAUUUAUGUAGAAUUUAUGAUCAUGACAAUUAUUUCUCUGCUAAGCACAAAUGAUGAUAAGGGAGCCCAAAGACAAAAUAUUUGCCUUGCCUAAUAAAUGUCAAUUACUGUCUCAGGAUACAUACAUGUGUAUUAUCUGGUUAAUGAUUUUUAUAACAAUCCAUCAAGCACUUUUUUCUUAUUCUUUAGUCAUCAAUUAAUGUGAGACCAGAUUCCCUUAUAGGGAACGUUGCUUCCUUUCCUAGAAGUGGUCUCGUAGUUUAGGUGGUACUCAGCACCCUUUUAGAACAUGUAUCUGGGAGGCACAAGUUUGAACCUGUCAAAUCCUGAAUUUUUCUGGCUUCUUUUUCUCCAAAUUGCAGUGUAUCUGUGUGCGCUAUUUGAUUAUUUGUUUGGAAAUGUCAGGUAAAAAAGAAAGUGGCAUGGCUCAGAUCUGUAGUUUCAUGAAUUGAUGGAACUGCAUUUUUUCCUAAACUCUCUGAUCCUCCUUUUAUUAUGACAGAAUGUCUCCUAUGCAGGCUAUGGAAUGGCUUCUACAGCAUGAAAAUGAUGCUGACAUAGAUGAGCCUCUGACAUUAGGGGCAAGAGCUGGGAAGAGUCGUAGGAAAAGGAAGGAGUUUGUUCCCAAUCCAAGGGUGAGUUGCUGUCAGUGCACAAACACUGAUGAGAUACACUAUAUUACACAUAUGCAGUGGAUAGGGCAAGUUUGUAAAUGAACAGUGUAGGUCACUAUUUCCAGUGGACUUGAGGUGGUUGUAUGUAGUGUUUACAAAGUGGUGAUAACUUGUUUUCUUAGGACCAUUACAUUUAGGAAAACCAAGUGAAUCUUUGAAUGUCUGAGCGGAUUGGGACUUCCAUAAGAAAGUAACUGUAUGGUGUGAUAAAAUUUAUAUACUGAAAUAUGACAGAAAGACAAAAUAAGAUUUAAAUUGUUGGAGUUUGUUUGAGUAAACUAUGAAGUUAUUCUAAUAUGACAAACCCUUUAGAAUGUAAUGUAUCUUUCAAUCACCUUAAUUAUUGGUUUGUAGCAUGACUACUUAACCUGAACAAACCAACAAACUGUUUAUGUUAAAUAUCUUUCAAUAACAGUGUGAAAAUUGAUGCAUUAUGAAGUAUGCGUUCACAUUUAUAACUUGUAAUCUGUGAACAUUUACAUGUACAGUGUAUUGUGCAUCAGGAUGUUGCAAUUAAGUCUACAAACAAAAUAUGCUCAUUAUAACAAAUUGUUAAUUUUUGAUAUGCAAAAGUUUAAAUGAUUUUAAUAAGAUGUUAAAAUGGAAUUAUGUUUUUUCUGUGUUGCAGGCUGUAAACAACUUGAAAGAAAUGGGCUUUCAGGAAGAAGAAAUUCUUGCGGCACUCAAAGCAACUGGGAACAAUCAAGAAGCUGCUGUGAGUAUAAUAUUCACAAUAUGGUCUAUUGAACUUAAUUCAUUUUUGAUUGCAGUGAGUUCCAGUUCUUCAACUGAAAGCAGUACGCUCUAUCCCUAAUUGGCAAACAUUUUGUUUCUACAAAAUUACAAGGUUUUGUAUGCCUUUAUCUGGAAAGCUGAUUCCACAAACUGAGCAACUUGUAACAUAAAAGAAAAAGUUUCUUACAUGCUUUAGUUAAAUGUUGCUAGAAACAACUGUAAGUAGAUACCUGUUUCAAUCAUCAUCAUGUUUGCAUAAACAUUAAUGACCUCUCUAUUAAAAAAAAUAAAUACUUUGUAAUGGCCUUGCUCACUGUAGAGUCUCUGUGGCUCAGUGGUAGAGCAUCAGAGUGUGGAAUCAGAAGGUCUGAGGUUUGAUUCCUCAUGAACAUAGAAUUUUUUCCUUUGUCCCAUGCUCUUGUCAAGAUUUAAAAAAAACCUUUUGUCAUUUUUUCUCUGAGCUCAAAAUUUACCAUCUUUUUCAUUUUAUUUGUAACCUAUGUUAUACUUUCAACAAAUUAUGUAUGUCUUUUUCAGAAGAAUAUACAUGUAAAGUUUUAUUUUUUGAUGACAAUGGAUACAAUCAUUGGUGUAAAAUAAUUCCAAAUUGAUUGUUGUUUUCUGCAGUGUGAUUGGUUGCUUGGUGACAGGCAGGGAGGAAUAGGAGAUAUCAAUGAAGGCUUGGACCAGUCUAGGUACAGAUGCUGUAGAUUAAUUUUCAGGUUUUCCAGAGGGGUGCCCUUAUUUAAAAAGGAGGCUUUCUCAAAACUAUUUUUGAACCAAAAUUCCAGUCUCCUGAACUAUUGCUCUGCUUUCAAGUACAGGUACCUUUUUUUUUUUUGCUGAAAUGUUACCCUGUGCAAUUUCAUAACAAUUUAACAGUAUCAUUAAUUGUGUUGCAUUGUGCAAGAAUGUCAGGGGCAGCCUUUUUGUUAUUAGUACUUCUAGGGGAAUCAUGGUGGGGGGGGGGGAGGGAGUGGUGGAGCUUUUUGCCCAUUUGAUUUUAAAAGGAGGGAUGACUACAGAAACAGAAUCUUUUUGAGCACUUAUGUUAUGCAUUUGUUCUGCUUUUUUCUUUGAUCAGUGGUGUGUAUUGAGUCAAAUGAACUUGUCAAGUAUUGUUUCCUGUCUGAUUUCUUACCUAGUCCAUUGUAUCAGGCCAUUAUGGAGAAUCCUUUAGUCCAGCUUAGUCUUAAUAAUGCUCGAAUUCUAGGAGGUAUGUAUAUACGUCAAAAACUUGGGAAUUCAAUUAUGUUCCAUUUUGCCUUGUGUCAGUUCUGUCUUAGUAACAAAGAGGUCAAAAUGUGACCAUAAACAAGAACACGAGACGAGCUGCAUGUAGUUGUAUCGCUGAUAUUCUUAAACUACAUUUUGGAAGUCGUUAGGGAUCUUUAACUGAACAGACCACAGCAAAAUAGAUCUAUUUGUUUAAUACUUACAAUUAAAAAGAAGGAAAAGUGAGGGAAAUAAUCACCAAUUGCCUGGUUACGCUCGACUAUUCGAGUUGUAUAUUUCUAUUUCGGUAAUUUGCUUGCUUGGGUAAGGUGCUACGGAUUCCGUUUCUCUUUCUUGCUUGCUAACCGCUCUUGAAAAUUUUGAAUGACAUCAGUUCGUCUUUACUUUUAUAGUGUAUGGGCUUCGACCAAUCAUGGUGCACAUAAUAUAAACUUCAUGGUAUAAUUGAAAAAAUAACAACAAUUUUACACAUUUAUUCUUGCGUUUUAACGGAGUGCUGUUUUAUGAUCACGCCUUAUAACUCAAUUCUCAGUCAUUCUUUAAAUUCUUGCUUUCUUUUUUUUCAGCAUUUGAAGACAUGCUUGAAAAUCCGUCGACAAGUUCAUUCUACAUUAACGACCCAGAAACUGGGCCAGUCUUACUGCAAGUCUCACGGAUUGUGCAGGGAUUUGCUAGAUGAUACUGAACCAUAUUACUAAACCUGUAAAUAUUUCAUGUAUAACAGUAGUGCAGUCUCAUAACUCUUCUGAAAAGAGCGCUUAUUUGCUGAUCACGUUAAUAUGGGCUUAGGAAUGAAGCAACCACGAUUGUGAGUUUCACGGGGGCUGCUCGAUGAUGAAAGUGGCGCAACUACUCAAGUUACAAAGUUUUUGUAUCUGUUUUCAAUUAGUUUUUUUACGCUAAGUGUAAGGUAGCUAAUUUUUGGCGCACAGUGCCCGGAAACUGUGGAGAAUUCCAAAUUACGGGCAACAAAAUUGUGUACAACAGACAGUUACUGUGAAUAGGUUUCGCUGGUAAAAGGUCCUAUACUUACUGUAAUACAACAUUAAAUUUUCUACCAUAUAGGUUUUAGCCUAGUACUUUGCUGAUAUUUUUUACAAAGUGUUGAGUUCUUGAGAUGUUCCAGAAUCCAUUUGAUUUAUAUCUCCUUCAUCACGAAGUACAUCUUACAGUAAUGACGGUGACCGCGUUUUAAGAUUCUAGGGAUCAGCAUUACCUUUGACUGCACGCGCCCGCCGCUAUUCUGAAGCCAGCUGAGCAACCUGGCUACUAUCAGAUCUAAGUUGAAAAACUAGUUUGUAACAUUUCUUUCUGUGAUGUUCUUGCCGUUUGAACUUCAAAAUUGUCAAUAUCUCGAUCUUUCUUACUAUGUUACUGGAAACUUUGAGAAACGUACCCCAGGUGGCUGAAUUUUUGGAUUACAUAUAUUUAUUUAAAUUUUUUUCAUUAUAGCGUGGAAUUUUCAGAGCAUUUAUCGUCAAUAUUCGAAUGGCUAGGUUACAUUGUUGAAUCUCAAAACGUGGUGAGCUGUAAUCAGUUUUAAUUUGUACUUGUCAAUGGUAGUGAUUAAAGAAGGAAAGGAAUUUAAGAUGUUAUUUGAUUUUUGGAGCACGUUUUUACUUUGAAAGGAAACUGAUAUUUUUUUGGCGACAGGAAUUUCUAGAGAACGUUGCCAUCAAUUUUUUUUUUUUAAUUUUCCUUGGUAUAUAACUCACAAUUGAAUAGUGCUUUUCAUGCGCGUUGAUUGGCUUGUUCGGAGGUGAAUAGCGAAUACUAUUCACCUCCGAACAGCCAAUAAGACAAAAUCGCGUGUCAAGGGUUAAAUUUCUGACCAUUUUUCGGUAUAUUGAGAGAAAGAAACUACGUUUUUUGGACCUGUGUGGUAUGAACAAAAGCAAUUAUUCAACAUCAGCGUCGGUGAAAGUGGUGGAUAUUACCCCACUGCAUCUCAGCUCGGUUAAUAUCCACCACUAUUCACCUCCACUUUGGUGAACAAUUGUUAAUUAUGUGCUCCUUUCUAAAAACCUAUUUUGGUACAUUGUAUUGUCUAUUAAAAGUUACUAAGAGUUGUAACAGAGAAUGAUCUGGCUCCAAUCCUCUGAGGCAAAAAAAUGGUGCUCUUUGGCCUUUUUUGGUUUGCAUUUUUUUUUUGUUUUUUUGUUUUUUCAAUAUUUGCAAACCAAGGCAAUUGAUGUUGAAUAUUUUGUUCAAUGUACUAUUUAUAUUUUAUUUUGGUUGAGAUGUUAGACCAUUGGUAUCUGAUCAUAUAGGGUUUCACCCUAAAAUCAACCUUUCGCAGGUGUAAGUAGUUAUAAUUUUGGAAUAAUUUCAAUUGAAUAUUUUUUAGUAUCUUUUUAGGGAAAUUUUCAAAAGAACAAGAUCUCCAUGCUAUGGAUGCUGUAGUGCUUAAGUGCGGAAAAUAAGCGAUAAAAAAGGGCUCCUUGUACGUCACGAUAGGCAAAUCUAUCACCAAGCCUAGAUAGAUUGUUAGACAGGAAGUGAAGUAAACAAGAUGGAAUUGAAUUGAGUUCUAAGCGUGUUUUAUCUCUAAACCGAAACACCAGACAAGGUUUUUGUUUGUGGAUAUAUAGGUGUGUUUUUUAUCUCGUGCUCCUUCCUUCUUUUGCGCCUUCUGCCUCUGUUUGACGCUGAUCUCCGCUGACCCUCAACGUUGUACAAAAGAAGUCGCACAUGAGCGAUCUUGAGAAAUGAAUUUAUUGGAUUCUUUGGCAGGCCUCGCCAUAGUUGGUAAUAAAACCGGGCCUCGAUCCGAUCCCCUUCCGUAGGUUUUUGGGGAGGCAAUUUGUCACUUAUCAUCCACUGUGGGCAAUAUGAUUUAUCAUAAAAAUUGUUUGUUAAUCAAAGGUGGACGGGGUUUUGAGGAUCUAAACAGUCUGUUGCGCUAUCUCAUUUUCAUGCGGCUUUGAUCGCCACUACUCAUGAAAAUCAACUUUUUAACAAGUGAUAGAGAUAAUUUAUUGAGAGUCACACAAAGUUUUGGGCGGCUUGUGAUGUAUUCAAAUCCCUGAGAUCGGUUUUACGUCAGAAGCAUAUCUUUGAUCUCGUGGACGGGUGAACUCAAGCAUCACUAAUUUUACAGAAUAGAACACGUAGCGUAAAACGAGAGGCAUAUACUGUAUCUCUGUUACUAUCCAGAGUUUUAUUCAAAGCCUUACCCGACAUUGGUCGAGAAAUGCACAGUCAUUCGAGAUUGAGUAAGGCUAGGAAAAAAAAAACCAUUUUAUAAGCGGAAAUCCUGUCACUCUUGAAAUAGAGAGGCCCUUUGUUUCUCCUUUCCGAGAAAUUGAUCGUAAUAUUAAACGUACAAAUUAAAUUUCCGAGAAAGCUUUACAGUUCGGGUCAUUAUCUAUUUUUAUUUCCAGUUAAAUGUCCGCAUCUGUCUGUUGUUCAAUGAAAGUUGUAAUUUUGUUGGAAAAUCAGGUCUGCCCUAUCGCGUGAAGUCCCUCUGGUGCAUGGAAUGGAAAGGCCAUAAUUUCCUUUUCUUAAAGACAAAUGAUUGACUUGCAAUGGCCCGAUGUCUCUUGACCUUCAAUUUUCGACAGCAAGGGCCUCAUCCAUGUGCACACAUCCGUCAUGCUAAAUUUCGCUCGCAUACAUUACAUACCAGCAAGAUUUCAUUGGCUAAACUAGAUCUUAGCCCAAGGGUUGCCAUGGACGCUAGAUUUAUGCAAAUGCAUAAUUUGGUCUUAACCAGAGAAGUACUAAUUAACUCGAUGUUUCCUGUAGACCGCAUGCGCAAAAUAAAUUUCCAUCGCGAAACAGCCGUGCAUUAGGAGGGCAACUCAUGAUGCUUCCGCUUUCUCAACUAGAGGCAUUUACUUUAAACCACCCAUCAGGCUGGACUUGGUUCUGAAGCGUCCUAAGCAGUGAUUUGUUUUACUUGGAUAAAAAGCAGGUUUGUCCGCAACUUUGCAACUUUUUGAUUUGUGUUAUCUCUUCUGCACGGAGGUUUGUAAAAUAGAUUAAAACCGAGUAGCCAUUAGUCAUAGUUAAGUGACUUACUGUUAGCACGUUCUCUCUUCAGUGUCUUACAUAACAUCAUGAUGUCGCUUUAAAAAUUCUCUAUUCCUCCUAUGUCGCUGUCUCUGGCGUCGAAGGAAAGUUUCCCUCGUCUGCUAAUUCUUGGUGAACCUGUUUAUUUCUUAGUUCAUGUCCUUUUACAGGCCGUGCCUUUGUGUUUAGUCCGCUUUCGUCUUCGUAUCUUCGCUUUCGGUCCGCUGCUCUCACAAAUUUAGUCACAUUUUAUUUUCUUCCUGCCGGUCUAUAAGUCAGCGUAUAACCGUGCAAAUGUAGCUAAAGUGAAGUGUUAAGCGAAGAAAUUUGUCUGAUCCGAUGUUUUCAUGCUUUGGGUUAAAAAUACAGAGUAUUGUUUGCAGAGCGGUACCCUGGAGCUGCACAUUACAUUUCAAUCAGUUCUACUCUUUCAUCCGUUGAAACCUUCAUAAGGCAAUAUUCUAUCAAAAUAAUAAACUGCGUUAUAUCGCUAAUGUUGGUAACUUCCAGACAAGGAAGGAAUCGUGAGCAUGCUGAUAAAUCAAAGUGCUCUGUGAGCAAACUCGUGAAUUGACACAUGAUUUUUUAGAUUAUGUUUAAUGUUAUCUGGUUUAGGGAAUUUUGUGGUUGAUUGUCAUAUCUAGAGUACGAGCAGUAGUUCAGUAUUCGCUAAUGUAGCAAAGAAACAAAGUAACGUUGGGAUAAGAAGGCAUUACAAUUGAAAUGAUCAUGCUAUUACAUUUGACAAGGUGGAUGAUGUCAUGUGUUUUAAACGUCUAUCAUUUUUGUUUCUGGUUCAAAAGAAAAGGUUGGAAGUAAAUGUGGGUGGAAAGUGAAAUUUACUGUCUUUCGUUGUAAAUAUUAGAAAAUCAAGGCAACACUUUCUUAAUGAAAACAUUAACGAUUCCCUCUUUAUCAAAUGAGACAAACUGGAACGAGUUUUGAGUGAUAUAACUAAGCCAAGCCUGCCACCGUCAUUUUGGAUCUCCGCCUGGGUAGAUUUAAGUCACGUGCUAGGCAACGUAUAAUCAAUAACAAGAUAGAAUUUCAUUUCAGGCCUAUUUAUCAAUUUUGUGGUGGGUAACUUUCGCAUUUUAGUACGUUGUAUGUAUGUUGAAUCUUCAAAUUGUCUUGAAACUUAAAAAAAAAUUGUUCUUUAAAAAUUCACUGAAAAUCGGUAGCUAAAAUUGUUUGUUUAGGUGUUAUUUGAUUUUCGUGUUAACUUGUAAUUUCGUCAGUCGCCGGCUUCUUUCGUUGCUUCACACAGGAAAAACACACGCGACGAAACGUAAUGAUCAAUUUUGUCCUCAAUCUCACGCCAUAACAGAAAAAGCUUUUGAACAUCUGUAAACUCCGAGCGCUUCGCAGUAAGUAAUAUUUUCAAUGAAUCUUCGGAUUGUUUACGAGUUCAAGGAUUGUAAAUUACAAUUUUAUGAAAAACGAAGGUUGUUCUGUUAUUUCAGUGUGAAUCCUUGCAUGCCUGCCAGUCGCUGGCGCCGCUUGUUGAAACUAAAAGGAAAAAAAAACUCUUUUAAGAUUAUCAUUGGCUUCUUUUUCACCCCCACCACUAUUCUUAGCAACAAAGGUCGCCAUUUCUUCUGUUUAUUGCUCGCCAAAAACUAUCAAAUGCACUCAAAAGCCUAAAAUCUAAAAAAAGUUUAGAGGAAUCGAACAAUCGAGCGAGCGAGCGAAUGCCGUUCCCCACAUCGUAUCUAUAACUCGCUCUUGCGCAUGCGUACAAUUCACGAGUUAAAAAGAGCUUAUCUAAAAAUUGUUCUUUUUGAUAACCUAAUCAACAAUUAAAUAGAAGAAGUUCACUUGUGAAAAUUAUCCGUGAGUUUAUUUGAUUCAAAACCUCGCGUGAUCUAGAUGAAAUUCGUUUUUACUUUUGUUGACAUUUAUGUGUAUGACAGCAUUAUGUUAUGGUAAUUUUAAGGGUCGAAUCUAGCGUAUCUUUCCUUUUCGAAAUUGUGAUCGGAUUUCCAUAAUUCGUGAGUUUGCACAUAGAAUCAUUUAGGCAAUCAUUGAUAAAUACCUUGUCGCCCGGCUUCCAAAUCGAUCAUGUGACAUUUUGACAUUUGAGAAAAUAAGCGGUGCAAUUCAAUUUUUAUUCUAAAACCCUGAAGUUAAACCUGCUUUAUCGUUUUGUGAGAUUUGUGAUCAAGAAAUACCCAUUCAUACAAGACAUUUGAGAACAAAGAAUCUUUGAAUCAAAGCUUACGUGAUCUUAUAACAGUAACGUGCUCCACUUAUAACCUUAGGGGCACCACAAUACUGGACCUCCCAAAAGUAAAAUCAACAACCUUCGGGUUAAGAUCAUGGAGAUAUGCUGCAUCGGAAUUAUGGAACGCUUUACCGGACGAGUCUCGAAAGAUACAAACAUUUACUACUUUUAAAAAUGACUUAAAAACAUUAGAUCUCACGGGACUCUAGUGCGGUGAGGAUCUAUCCUUGAUUAUAUUUACUGUUUUUAAUGAUUACAUUUUAUACAUUUUACUUGGUGACUACAUUGUUAAAUUCUUAUAUUUUAAUAUUAGCUAGUUCUUAAUCUUAAUUUAUUUAAAUUUAUAUACCUUCAUAAGGCUUUAUAAUUUCCUUUUCUCUUUUUAUUUCGUAGCGUACCCUUAAACUAGCUUUUAGCUAAGCGUUCUGACCACGUUAAAUAAAUUGAUUGAUUGAUUGAUUGAAAGUCAAAACACCUCAUUACUCCUUAAGUCAUGCAUAUCCUUUGAUAAUCAUUUCGGAGAAAUUGAUUGAGUUAUUCUAAGAAAGCUUUCGUCAUUUAUUGUAUUUUUUCCUGCAGAUCAAGUUUCCUCGUUUGAAUAUCAUCUGCAAAAGUGCUCUUCUAAUUAUAGUAAAGAAGAUUUCGUCGGGGAAAUAUCUCUCAACAUGGAAAUGGAGUGAUAUUUUGUGAUACAAAUUAAGGAAAUAUGAAGUACAAUUCUCUCCUUGGACAUACGAGAUAAGAGUACUCUCUAAGACAUAUGAAUAAAGGGGUAAGUUUCUAAAGAAACUGUGAUUCGCUCUGACGAAGGGGUAACGCUCGAAACGUCAGCUUUUUUACCCUUUACGGUGGCUAAUUUACGUUUUCAACCCAGUUGUUAACACUAAAUUACCUACUCUCUAAGAUGUAUCCUUGUUUAUUAUUGAGUGGUUUCCGGAGAAAUUGAUCGAGGUAUUCCAAGAAGGCUUACGACAUAUCUGUUUUUCCUGAACUGAAUUUUUCUUGUUUGAAUAUUAUGUGCGAAAAAUGCUCUUAUUGUAUAGAAGAUUUAAUGAGGGAAAAAAUUUUUUUGAUGAAAUAUGAAGUGCAAUUCGUAUUGUGGAAGAGGUUAGCUGCUCCCCUCUCCAUCCAUUUGAAUUUACGCAUAUUUUGCUGCUAAUUUUUAUCGCACUGGCUCUUGAACACAGCAAUUUUUAUUCAAGGCAUUUCAUCGAAGAUAGAAAAUCAUUGGAAAGUAGGUAUGUUUUUUUUCUGAAAUGGUUCCGCCUUGAGAUUUUUGAUAUUUCUACCUUGCAUUCUUGAUGUUUGUAAAACCGUCUCAAAAACACGCCGACGCGGCUGUGAAACACUUGACCGCGCACAGUAGGGUAAUCCACCCUCUUUCAUGCAUUUUUCGAUUCCACCACCCGAGGUUUUUCUUAGUAACCAUUCUUUCAAUUAGCUGGUCUUGAUUUUUAAUUGUUUCACUCUGUGACCGCUCCAUCUACUUGAUGAGGUGACGCUUUUUUGCGAAACUUCGUACAUUACCUUCUGUAGGCAGGUCUGGAUAAGAACUUGUGGCUAUUAGUUCAGUUAACUGUGUGACUUGCAUGCAAAGAACGAUUAGAAACGGAACUUAUAUGAAGCUGAUCCGUUUUGUAGCAAUUAACAUAUAGAGGGAAUCCGCCGUUACCUGCGCAAACCUUACGUGAUCGGUGGACAGGGAUGUGUAUGACAGCAUUAUGUCCGCGCUUAUUUUACAAUUAGAUAUCCAAAUAAGAACUUGAACUAUGAUUAACUUCCUUUUUAUAACCAUGCUGUUUAAAACUGUAAUCAAAGUGAUUAGUCCUCUAUUGUCUGGUGUACAACUGCAACAUGAUAGUGAGUACAUGUAAUGUUUUUACAGUUUAGAUAAUUUGUGACAUGUGACUCACUUUUUUUUAAACCCCAAAAUUGGGAGUCUUGCUUACCAGUUGUGAUAGAAUAUUCAUAGACAUGAUGGAGAAAUGGGCAUUUAUUCAAGACUUUGGGUACGAAGAUGAUUAAUUUUUCAAAUUCAAAGCUAUAUAGCAGAACAUCCUAUUUUCUCUAGAUAGUGUUCCAUUGUUAAUCGACCAUUUCCACGAAAAUGAUCGAGAAAUUCCGAAAAAGCCGAACUCACGCCGAGUUAUACUCUCUUAAGACAGUUUAAAUACUAACUCCCUUAAUCCGGCCUUUGUUCUGUCUUAAAGAUCCUUGUGCUAAAAAAAAAGAUUUUGAUAUAUGAAAUUUAUCCGUCUUUAGCCAUGAAUCCUUCGUAUGCACUUCUGGAUCUACCCGUGAAUGAGUGCAAGACUCUUGACGAAGACGGAGUGCUUUAUACUUUUAAAAAGGCCGAUCAUGCCAAAAUUUUGUUGAAGAACCUCGCCUUGAUGCAAGCAAAUGAAGGACUUUUGACAGACGUGGUCCUGCGCUCUACGUCCAAAGAUUACGAGGAGCCCCUUCAUUCCAUUCUGCUUGCUGCCUGCAGUCCUACCCUUAAACAGAAUCUUACAGGAAGGUACUUUGAUUUCACCGGUGGCAAACUCUCUUUGAAGGGAUUGAACAGAGAUAUACUUAUUGCCUUUCGUGAUUUCAUUUACAAAGCAGAGUUCCCGUCACGUCAAGAACUGGUAGAUGGCCUUCGAAAGGUUGCUGCAACAUAUGGAAUCGACUCUUUGAACAAGCUUUGCGACCGUAACAGCAAUGAACAAAUGUCGGUGUUGUGGAAUAGUCACCGUGAAGAUCUGCUUUCGCAACUGUACGAGAUGUACCAAAAGUCUGAAUUGACCUCCUGUUUGUUAGACGAUGGCAAUGGUAUAACACAGGCAGUCCAUGCACCAGUUGUCGCAGCAGCAUCGCCCGUGUUGCGGAAAAUUUUGACAAAUGAUCUGUUCUCAUCAGAAGAGACAAGAUAUCGUCUAAAGGAGAUUGCGCCAGACGUCUUGGAGGAUCUUGUGAAGUACAUAUAUACAGGUAAUGUUGCAGUGAACGGAGAAAACGUGGCUGGUCUUCUCAAAGCUGGAUGUGGUUAUGAGAUUCCCGCACUUGCAAGAGCCUGCUGCGAUUGGCUGAAUCUAAAGAUGGAUUGCUUUAAUGCAGUCAAUAUCCUGUGGCUGGCACGUGAGGAGAAUUGCAAAGAAACCAAGGUUCUUCAAGAAGAGGCCAAAAAUUUCAUAAUUGGUAACUUUACAUGCGUUAGUGAAGAAGACGAGUUCGUCGAGCUUGAGUACGAAGAUCUGAAAGCGAUCAUACAGUUCGACGAUCUUAAUGUGAAUUGUGAAGAAGAAGUCUUUAACGCGGUUGCCAAAUGGGUUAGUGCUGAGGAUGAGCGCAUACGUUACCUACCAGAGUUGCUGAAGUGCAUUCGACUGGAGAAUACAAGUCCCGAGUUCCUUCGAAGUCUUCUGCAACAUCCUCUUAUAAUGAAGAGUGCUACGUGCGUUGAAUAUGUUCAAAAUGCUCUUGAAAGUCAAGCCUUGUUUCAUUUGCAAGAAGACACAACUCCAACUGAAACCUUCAAUGAGUCUGAGCAAGACUCCUACCCUAAUCAAUACGACUUUGAAGACGCUAUUGCCAGAGACCUGACACCAGAAUUUCUGUCGUCGGAGUUGGAGCUUCCUAAGUCAGACGCUAUUGCUAAAGACCCGACACCAGAAUUUCUGACGUCGAAGUUGGAGCUGCCCGAGUCAAAGAUACCAGCCGUGCAGACGCCAAGGAGGGGUCAAAGGAAGAAUGGAACUCCUGACAUGAGGUUUAAAGAGAACAGGCGGUUGUUAGGCCUGCAGAAUAAAGACCACUCUCCCGAUAUGCGGUUUAAAGUUAACAAACGAGGCCUCAACCUCCCGUUGAAAAAGGAUGGCACUGCAGACAUGAGGUCCAAAAUAAACCGUCAAUCCCUGGGCAGAGAUGACGAGGGGCGACCACUGACAAAGGCAGGUACGCCAGAUAGAAGAUUCAAAGUAACGAGAGAUAAGGAGGCCACGGUGAAAUCUUCUUUAAACAGUGGCAGUACACCAAGCACUGGCCCUGUCAAGAAAGAUGGUACGCCUGACAUGCGUUACACUGUUAACAAACAUCCCAACAGCCUGCUGACCUCAUCAAAAACGAGAUCAGCGAGUGCUCAGGUGAAUAGUUCCUCGCGUGUUGGUGGACCAUUAAAGAAAGACGGAACUCCUGACAUGAGAUAUGCUGUCAACAAACAGUCAUCCUCUCCCUCUCCUUCUAGAAACUAUGAAGGUAGUCCUUUGCAGCUAUCAUCCUAUAGAGGUUCAAGUGGCCCACUGAAGAGGGAUGGAACUCCUGACAUGCGGUACGCAAUCAACAAACAGUAUACCUCUCCGUCUCCCUCAAGGAGCUACAGAGGAAGUUCGUCACAGCUGUCAUCAUAUAGCAGUCUGAGUAGGCCAUGUAAGAGAGACGGAACUCCAGACAUGAGGUAUGCCGUUAACAAGGCGUUCAAUGGCAGCAGUCCUGCAUCCUCUGGCUAUUCCUCUGGUGGGUCCAUCUACAGUUCGAGAUCAUCUCUCAGUGGAAAUGGAAGUGGGUCGAGUUCACGCGGUCCACUCAAACGCGAUGGUACUCCAGACAUGAGGUACGCAGUAAACAAGUCGUUUUAUGGUAGUUCACAGUCGGUUGGAUCUUCUUUUGGGGGAUCAAGCUACAGUUCCAGGUCAUCUUCCAGUGGAGGAGCCUCCCGAUCCAGCUCCUGUGGUCCCUUAAAGAAGGAUGGUACCCCAGAUAUGCGAUAUAAAGCUAACUGGCGGUAAAAACCCCAAGUGCGAGAGGUAUCAGACUAUUUUUUUAGCCCAAUAUUUCCUUUGUCAUUUCGUGAUGAUUCUAUGAUAAGUGGAUUAAGAUCUCAUUGUUCUGGUUCUUCGUGUCAGAUCUCAGGCGGGCAGAAGGAUCAAGAGAUCUACUCCAUAAUUUCAGUGAAAAUUUUUCAAUUAGGUGCGAGUUGUUCGAAGCAUGAUGAACAGUAAUCCAUAACCAACUUCUUUGGCAAAGAGCCCUCGAACAUCAUGGCUUUGUCGUCUAUGCUCUGUUUAACUUAUUUUUUAAAUAAAUGGAUUUUCUUUCCUGAACGCAAACGAAAAAAAUCUGCAUAUCGAUUUCUGCAAUAAGCCUGAAUGC
Messenger RNA from Pocillopora meandrina, 17331 nucleotides. Lineage: Eukaryota; Metazoa; Cnidaria; Anthozoa; Scleractinia; Pocilloporidae. The record is from the annotation of a GenBank genome assembly.